Molecule: messenger RNA, 5220 nt
Organism: Caenorhabditis briggsae
Lineage: Eukaryota; Metazoa; Nematoda; Chromadorea; Rhabditida; Rhabditidae
Gene: Cbr-let-2
Product: Protein CBR-LET-2
Exons: 16
Coding region: 1-5220 (1739 amino acids)
Cellular component (GO): collagen trimer
Molecular function (GO): extracellular matrix structural constituent
Source: RefSeq, a predicted model, not a curated record
AUGAAGCAACGAGCGGCUCUCGGGCCCGUGUUGCGGCUGGCCAUAUUGGCCUUACUUGCUGUGAGCUAUGUACAAUCGGGAGCACCAGGACCACAGGGACCACCUGGAAUGCAAGGAAUCCGCGGAUUCCCCGGACCAGAAGGACUCGCUGGACCAAAAGGACAAAAAGGAGCUCAAGGACCACCCGGACCAAACGGAAUCAAGGGAGAUCGUGGAGCCGUCGGAGUGCCUGGAUUCCCAGGAAACGAUGGUGGAAACGGACGACCGGGAGAGCCAGGUCCACCAGGAGCCCCUGGAUGGGAUGGAUGCAACGGAACUGACGGAGCACCAGGAAUUCCAGGACGGCCAGGACCACCAGGAAUGCCAGGAUUCCCGGGACCACCAGGAAUGGACGGAUUGAAAGGAGAGCCAGCUAUCGGAUACGCCGGAGCUCCAGGAGAAAAAGGAGACGGUGGUAUGCCAGGAAUGCCAGGACUUCCAGGACCAUCAGGACGUGAUGGAUACCCAGGAGAAAAGGGAGACCGAGGAGAUACUGGAGAUGCUGGACCAAGAGGACCACCAGGAGAGGCUGGACCACCAGGAAACCCAGGAAUCGGAAGCAUCGGACCAAAGGGAGAUCCUGGAGAUCUAGGUUUGGUCGGACCACCAGGUCCACCAGGACCACGUGAGUUCACUGGAUCCGGCUCGAUUGUCGGACCACGCGGAAACCCUGGAGAAAAGGGAGACAAGGGAGAGCCAGGAGAGGGUGGACAACGAGGAUACCCAGGAAACGGAGGACUUCCAGGACAGCCAGGACUCCCAGGAAUGAAGGGAGAGAAGGGAUUGUCCGGACCAGCUGGACCAAGAGGAAAGGAAGGACGGCCAGGAAACGCUGGACCACCAGGAUUCAAGGGAGACCGCGGUCUUGACGGACUUGGCGGAAUUCCAGGACUUCCAGGACAGAAGGGAGAAGCUGGAUACCCAGGAAGAGACGGACCAAAGGGUAACUCUGGACCACCAGGACCACCAGGAGGAGGUGUCUUCAACGAUGGAGCUCCAGGACCACAAGGAUUGCCAGGUCGUCCAGGAAACCCAGGACCACCAGGAACUGACGGUUUCCCAGGAGCCCCAGGACCAGCUGGACCAAUAGGAAACCCAGGAGGACCAGGUCUUCAAGGAUACCCAGGAAAUGAAGGACUUCCAGGACCAAAGGGAGAUAAGGGAGAUGGUGGUACUCCAGGAGCACCAGGAGUCUCUGGACCACCAGGAAUGCCUGGACUUUCUGGACCAAAGGGAGAGCCAGGAUAUCGUGGAACCCCAGGACAAAGUAUCCCAGGACUCCCAGGAAAGGACGGAAAGCCAGGACUUGACGGAGCCCCAGGAAGAAAGGGAGAGAAUGGAUUGCCAGGAGUUAGAGGACCACCAGGAGACUCGCUGAACGGACUUCCAGGAGCACCAGGACCACGUGGAGCUCCAGGACCAAAGGGAUACGAUGGACGUGAUGGAGUCAAUGGACUUCCAGGAGCGCCAGGAUCAAAGGGAGACCGUGGAGGUACUUGCUCGGCUUGUGCACCAGGAACUAAGGGAGAGAAGGGAUUGGCCGGAUACCCAGGCCAGCCAGGACCACAAGGAGAUCGUGGUUUGCCAGGAAUGCCAGGACCUGUUGGAGACGCUGGAGAUGAUGGUCUUCCGGGACCAGCCGGACGUCCAGGAGCUCCAGGACCACCAGGACAAGACGGAUUUCCAGGACUUCCAGGACAAAAGGGAGAACCAACUCAGCUAGUCCUCCGUCCAGGACCACCAGGAUAUCCAGGAUUGAAGGGAGAGAACGGUUACCCAGGACAACCAGGAAAUGAUGGACUCCCAGGAGCUCCAGGACCAGUCGGACCACCAGGACAGCCAGGAUACCCAGGAGAAAAGGGAGACGCUGGUCUGCCAGGACUCUCUGGAAAGCCAGGACAAGACGGACUCCCAGGACUUCCAGGAAACAAGGGAGAAGCCGGAUACGGACAACCAGGACAGCCAGGAUUCCCAGGAACUAAGGGAGAAGCUGGACUUCCAGGACUUCCAGGAACCCCAGGACUCCAAGGAUUGCCAGGAGAGCCAGCACCAGAAAACCAAGUCAACCCAGCUCCACCAGGCCAGCCAGGACUUCCAGGACUUCCAGGAACUAAGGGAGAGUCUGGAUUCCCAGGACGACCAGGAGAAGUCGGACAGCCAGGAUUCCCAGGAUUACCAGGAAUGAAGGGUGACUCUGGUUUGCCAGGACCACCAGGACUCCCAGGACACCCAGGAGUACCAGGAGACAAGGGAUUCGGAGGAGUACCAGGACUUCCCGGAAUUCCAGGACCAAAGGGAGAUGUCGGAAACCCAGGAAUGCCAGGAUUUAAUGGACAAAAGGGAGAGCCAGGAGUCGGAGUGCCAGGACAACCAGGAGCUCCAGGAUUCCCAGGACUCAAGGGAGAUGCUGGACUUCCAGGACUUCCAGGAGCGCCAGGACUUGAAGGACAACGCGGGUUCCCAGGAGCCCCAGGACUCAAGGGAGAGAACGGACUACCAGGAUUGUCUGGACAGCCAGGAUAUCCAGGAGAGAAGGGAGACGCCGGACUUCCAGGAGUUCCAGGACGUGAAGGAUCCCCAGGAUUCCCAGGACAAGAUGGACUCCCAGGAGUUCCAGGACAAAAGGGAGAAGAUGGUCUUCCAGGGCUACCAGGAGUUACUGGAUUGAAGGGAGAUGCUGGAGCUGCAGGACUUUCCGGAGCCCCAGGACUUCCAGGAGCCCCAGGAUAUCCAGGAAUGAAGGGUAAUGCUGGAAUCCCAGGAGUUCCAGGAUUCAAGGGAGACGCCGGACUCUCAGGACUUCCAGGUCUUAACGGACCAAAGGGAGAGCCAGGAGUUCCAGGAAUGCCAGGAACCCCAGGAAUGAAGGGUAAUGGUGGUCUGCCAGGACUUCCAGGACGUGACGGACUCGCCGGAAUACCAGGACCAAAGGGAGAUCGUGGAUUCAACGGACUUCCAGGAGAGAAGGGAGAAGCGGGACCAGCUGCCAGAGACGGACAGAAGGGAGAGGCUGGACUUCCAGGACAGCCAGGACUUCGUGGACCUGCCGGGCCAUCCGGACUUCCAGGAGUACCAGGAAUCAAGGGAGACGCUGGACUUCCAGGAUAUGGACAACCAGGACUUCCAGGAGAAAAGGGACUUCCAGGAAUUCCAGGAAAGGCUGGGCGCCAAGGAGCACCAGGAUCGCCAGGACAAGAUGGACUUCCAGGAUUCCCAGGAAUGAAGGGAGAAGCCGGAUACCCAGGACAAGACGGACUUCCAGGACGCGAUGGACUCCCAGGAGUUCCAGGAAUGAAAGGAGACCUUGGGGAUUCCGGACAACCAGGACUCCCAGGAGCCCCAGGACUUGAUGGACAACCAGGAGUGCCUGGAAUUCGCGGAGACAAGGGACAAUCGGGACUGCCAGGAAUUCCAGGAGAUCGUGGAAUGGACGGAUUCCCAGGACAGAAGGGAGAAAAUGGAUAUCCAGGACAGCCAGGACUUCCAGGACUUGCGGGAGAGAAAGGAUUCGCCGGAACUCCAGGAUUCCCAGGACUUAAGGGAGCCCCAGGAUACCCAGGACAGGAUGGACUUCCAGGAAUUCCAGGACUCAAGGGAGAAUCUGGAUAUCCAGGACAGCCAGGUCAAGAAGGACUUCCAGGACUUUCUGGAGAGAAGGGAAUGGGAGGACUUCCAGGACUUCCAGGACAGCCAGGACAAUCGAUCCCUGGACCAGUCGGACCAUCAGGAGCUCCAGGACUCCAAGGAAAAGACGGAUUCCCAGGACUGCCAGGACAAAAGGGAGAGUCUGGACUCAACGGACUUCCAGGAGCCCCAGGACUAAAGGGAGACGCUGGACUCCCAGGAUUCCCAGGAGCUAAAGGAGACCCAGGAGCAAACGGAAUUCCAGGAAAGCGCGGAGAUGAUGGACUUCCAGGAGUGCCAGGAAGAGACGGACAGCCAGGAGCACCAGGACUCAAGGGAGAAAUCGGAGGAGCUGGACUUCCAGGACAACCAGGAUUCCCAGGACUUCCAGGAAUCAAAGGAGAAGGAGGCCUUCCAGGUUUCCCAGGAGCCAAGGGAGAACCAGGCUUCCCAGGAUCACCAGGAGCUCCAGGAUACGCCGGAGAAAAGGGAGACGGAGGUCUUCCAGGACUUCCUGGAAGAGACGGACUCCCAGGAUCCGACGGACCACAAGGACCACCAGGACCACCAGGACCACAAAAUCUCGUUGAGCCAGGAGAGAAGGGACUUCCAGGACUUCCAGGAGCUCCAGGACUUCGCGGAGAAAAGGGCAUGCCAGGACUUGACGGACCACCAGGAAACGACGGACCACCAGGACUUCCAGGACAACGCGGGAACGACGGAUACCCAGGAGCUCCAGGACUUCCAGGAGAGAAGGGAAUGGGAGGACUUCCAGGAUUCCCAGGGCUUGACGGACUCCCAGGAGGACCAGGAGCACCAGGACUUCCAGGUGCCCCAGGAGCAGCUGGACCAGCCUACAGAGACGGAUUCGUACUUGUCAAGCAUUCGCAAACCACCGAAGUUCCAAGAUGUCCAGAGGGUCAAACCAAGCUUUGGGACGGAUAUUCCUUGUUGUACAUUGAAGGAAACGAGAAAUCCCACAACCAAGACCUUGGACACGCGGGAUCUUGCCUUCAACGCUUCUCCACCAUGCCGUUCUUGUUCUGCGACUUCAACAACGUAUGCAACUACGCCUCCAGAAACGACAAGUCCUACUGGCUCUCCACAUCUGAAGCCAUCCCAAUGAUGCCAGUCAACGAGCGUGAAAUCGAGCCAUACAUCUCUCGUUGUGCCGUCUGCGAAGCUCCAGCCAACGUCAUCGCUGUCCACUCGCAGACCAUCCAAAUUCCAAACUGUCCAGCCGGAUGGAGCAGCUUGUGGAUCGGUUACUCGUUCGCCAUGCACACCGGAGCCGGAGCCGAGGGAGGGGGUCAAUCGCUUUCCUCUCCAGGAUCCUGCUUGGAAGACUUCCGUGCCACUCCAUUCAUCGAGUGCAACGGAGCACGUGGAUCUUGCCACUACUUUGCCAACAAGUUCUCAUUCUGGCUCACCACCAUUGAUAAUGACUCUGAGUUCAAGGUAAGUGUACCGGAGAGUCAAACACUCAAGUCAGGAAAUCUCCGCACCCGCGUCUCCAGAUGCCAAGUCUGUGUCAAAUCCACCGACGGACGUUAUUAA